This is a messenger RNA of Galendromus occidentalis (western predatory mite), 2959 nucleotides long. Its product is annotated as ubiquitin carboxyl-terminal hydrolase 20. The record is from RefSeq and is a predicted model, not a curated record. Gene Ontology annotation, biological process: protein deubiquitination. Lineage: Eukaryota; Metazoa; Arthropoda; Arachnida; Mesostigmata; Phytoseiidae. Gene Ontology annotation, molecular function: zinc ion binding; cysteine-type deubiquitinase activity.
AUGACGAAGUCGUCGUGCCCCCACGUCAUAACUAUGGGCGAUUGGUCUCACGAAGAGAUUUGCAAUCGGAGCAUAGCCUACAGUUGUGAAGCGUGUGGGGAGAGAGAGGCCGGGCUCUGGUGUUGCCUCUACAGAGAAUGUGGAUACGUCGGUUGCGGUAGAAAGAAGGCCGAUCAUUCCGACAAAACACUUACACCAAAAUCAGAGCAUUCGCUUAUGAUCAACUUGAAAACAUUCAGAACCUGGUGUCAUACGUGCGAAUGCGAAGUGUUUCCGGAGAACAACGUGCCGCCCCUCAGAAGAGCCCCUCCGAACGUCGCUCACAGCGCGGGUGUUGCAGACGAACGACCCCUCGGGCUUGCAGGUCUUCAAAAUCUAGGGAACACGUGCUACAUGAACGCGGCGCUACAAGCUCUCUCCAAUUGCACUCAGUUGACUGAGUACUUCUUAAAUACACCAAAUCUCCCUUUGAGAAAUAAUGGACGGGGAGCCAAUCUGGCCAUGAGUUACAGUAAAAUGAUCCUCCAGAUGUGGCACGAAAAGCGGCCUCCCUAUGUCGUACCCUCGGGAGUCGCGUACGGGAUCAAAUCCGUGUGUCCGGUGUUCCGCGGCGCGACUCAGCAAGACGCACAAGAGUUCCUUCGGUGUUUCCUUGAUCAGCUCCAUGACGAGCUCAAAAAAGAGUUUUUCCCGAAAAAAGAGCAGGACGAAGACGAGGAAGGCGCGGAGGAACAUCAUCGAGCCAAUGAAGAGGAAGAAGACGAAGACAUGGCCUCAUAUGAUGCUGAAGUCGCCGCUAAUUCGAAUAAUCCCGACAAUAAUGAAGAUCUUUACGAGACGUGUGAUUCCGGAUUGAGCUCUGAGAAGAGCGAAGCCUCUGAGAAGACCGCCGAUAACCAUCGGUCGCUCGAAACAUCCCUCGGGAGCUUGCUCAUCGGAGAACUACAAAAAGUCAUCUCGAGCACGGUACCCGGAGGAGAUCUAAAGCGACCGACUCCAUCAUACCGUUCAAUAAUUUCCGAUGUGUUCGACGGCCGGAUACUAUCAUCUGUGCAAUGUUUCACGUGCGAGACUGUCUCUUCGACGAAAGAAGUUUUCCAAGAUCUUUCGUUACCCAUCCCGUCGAGAUACCACCUGAACCGUCUACAUCACGGUCCGUCCUACGCCGAUCUCACUGCGAGUUCAACGAGUCUAAAUUCGUUGGCGAGUUCCCAAGGUCAGCAGGGCUGGAUGGAUUGGCUUUUGGGAUGGCUUUACUCUUGGGUGUGGGGUCCGUCGGUCUCGCUGACAGAUUGUCUUGCCGCCUUCUUCUCGGCCGAUGAGCUCAAAGGAGACAAUAUGUACUCUUGUGGAAAAUGCAAUAAGCUACGGAAUGGAGUCAAAUACUCGAAGCUGAUGGAACUGCCCGAAGUGCUGUGUAUUCAUCUCAAACGUUUCCGGCACGAGCUGAUGUUUUCGACCAAAAUUUCGAAUUAUGUCCAGUUUCCGCUCGAAGGAUUAGACAUGACACCUUUUACCCAUCCUCAUGCGAGAGACAAAGUCACCACUUACGAGCUAACUGCCGUCAUUUGCCACCACGGUACUGCUGGCAUGGGGCACUAUAUCUGUUACGCCAUGAAUGACUGUGAUGGUCAAUGGUACGAGUACGAUGACGUUUACGUGACGCAGGUCGAUGCGUCCACGGUGGCUAACUGUGAAGCCUAUGUUCUCUUCUACCGAAAAUAUUCCGAGGAGAUGCUGAAGCGAAGAUUGCAUACAGCAGAUCUAGUCGAUCGCAGUCAAUGUGAACAUGGAGGCGGUCCCUCAUUUUACAUUUCUCGACGAUGGGUCAAUCGCUUCAAUACGUUUGCCGAACCCGGUCCGAUCGACAACGAAGACUUCGUUUGUUGUCACGGCAAAUUGGAUCCGUUGAUGGCGAAUCGCGUCACUCAAGACGAUUUCGUACUAUUCAGUCAGUCGGUCUGGGAGUAUCUUCGUGAGACCUUCAGAGGCGGCCCCGCGUUGACAAGCAUCGAACCGUGUUCAGCUUGCCUGGAAAAACGUCGCGCGUUCAUCGGUAAAAAACUCGCCGAAAUCGCGGCAGGGGACGUUCCGUUGAUAUCGGGUGGAUUCGCACCUCCCGAGAUGCGAUUCGAGCAGCAGCAAUUCCUGCAGAAUCCUGUUCAUCAGCAGCCGCCAACGCAACAAGCGCGGCAACAGGAUCAAGAGCAAAAAAAUCAAGAGUCUCAGUCGGCAAAUCAUCGACCGGCCGAUCAUCAAGAUGAGAAGACUAAUUGUUCACAAGAACCGCGAAUCAAACCUCGGGCCGAAGAAGAGAAUGAAGAAGAGGAAACCAUGAAGGAUGACGAUGAGGUUCUCACCAUCGAGAGUCCAGCCAUUCAAACCGAUGACGAUAUUUUUGAUAAAAUGGCGUCUGAUCGAGUUGCCAAACUGACGAUGACCGUCAUCGAUGAGAACAAUGAUAUCGACACGGAGACCGAUUCAGCAUUCUGCAGUCCACUCGAUAGUGUGACCAGUCAAGAUUACGUGCCGAUCGGACCCACGAAUCAAAAACAAGCUCCCGCAGAACGGAAGCGCGCUUCGAAGGAGAGUCGCAGUCAAAAAUCGCGGCGCAACAGGCGAGAAAAAAACUCCUACUAAUGGUGGACGUCGAUUGUGCCCUCUUUGUUCUCCUUCGACGGUCCGAGGCCGGGACACACGCGUCAUCGAUGCCCUGUAAACCGUCGCGGGUCGCACAUGUACAGAUAAUGAGUUCGGUCGCCUGGCUAUUCGGUGAGCGAGCCGACGGAAAUGAGAGCGGUCGGUCGAGCGAUGGAUUCAGAGGCCAUAGGGUCGCGAGGAGAAUCUAGGGACGAGCGCUAGGGAAAAAUACCAUGAGUUCGCAUCGGACAGCAACAUAUAAAUACACAUAUACAUAAUUUCAAUGAUGACUCCGAACUCGGAGCGAAACCACAGUGUA